Lymnaea stagnalis (great pond snail) is the source of this 6488-nucleotide messenger RNA. NCBI's taxonomy places the organism in Eukaryota, Metazoa, Mollusca, Gastropoda, Lymnaeidae. The record is from the annotation of a GenBank genome assembly.
GGGAACAAACCCUUUGUUGACAAAAUGGCCGGCAUUAGAGGUAAAUCACAAUAAGUGUCCACUUAAUGAAUUAGCCUUUACGCUAACAGUGAUAAGUCAUAAAUCGUUAACUAUCAGGCUUUGUUUUAAUGUUAUCAAUAUCGAUUAAUAUUUUUUAAAAUAAUGUUGGGUAUAUAGGCCAAUUACUAUGUUGAAAGUUAUUUUUUCUGAUUCUUUUCCCCCCUCUUUCUCGUUUAUUCUAAAUUCCAUUUCUAAAUUUUUAAGUCUAAAACUAAAGUUAAAGUCACUGGGUAUGGUCCAUGGAUUCGCUAUGUUUUCCAUAGUGGUUAAUGCAGCUUUCAGUGUGUCAUGUUUACUCCACAAUGCAACUACUUCACUUAUUAGGUGUGAUGUUGUUACUUUUAAAAAAUGAAUUGCUUGGUUAGCUUAUCACUUAUCAUUAUCAAUGAUCAAUUUAUCUAUGUUUUUCUGUAGAUUCAUAAAAUAAAUGUAUUAUAUAUAAAUAUAAUACAUAUAACAUUAAAUUUAAAAAUGAAUAAAAUAGUAAAUAUUUUCUUCAUUACAUUACAUGUAAAGCAAGUGUCAGAAAAAUUGACUUAAAACCAUCCUGGAAAACUUUCAUCAAUGUUUAAUUUGGCUAGCCUUGUAAAUAUAAAUUGAAUAAAAUUAUAAGGAAUAACAUAACAUAAUCAUAACUUAUGUUAACUAAUAACAUAAAAUUAAUAGCAGAAAUAAAAAGGCAAAACAUAAAAUUAAUAGCAGAAAUAAAAAGGCAAGAGUUAAAACAUUGAUAAAUUUAUGAAUUGCUACACUGUAUGCUAAAAUUAGAGUAUCUUAAGUAAUACCGUUACCAUACAUAAAAUUAUUAACAUUAUAAUAAUGUUUAGAAAUUACUUUGUAAUUCUGUUUGUAUUGGCUUCCUUUUUCUUUACAAUUUAUUUUUGAAGUAAGCUUUUAUUUUAAAGUUACCAAAGGACCAUUUUUCAAACAAAAAGAAAAAUAAUAAAAAAAAGUAACUGUUUGCUAAAUUCUUUUCAAUUCUUAUAUUUCAUGAAUUAUUAUUCUUUGGACUUCCUGUUGCUGAUGCCAUCAAUACAUAGCGUAAGUAAAUUUUAAAUAUAAAUAAGAUGACUGUUGUCAUGCAAGAGAAAAGAAAGCUCUAUUGGGUUGUGUGGGGGGGAAGUCUCCAAUAGCUUCAAAUCUAUAAAAUAGGUUCCAAAUUUUCAAACUAACCUUGCAAAAUCUGAAUUUUUAACCAGCAACUUGGUACUUGUCUAUAAUGCAUUGACAAAACAGGGUAAAGGUGGAACUAGAGCUGUUAAAUGAUCCAGGUGUUUUCUGCAGUUAAAUCUUUGAGACUGUGACUUGCUUCAAAAUAACAAACCUGAAAAUUUUUCAAUGACUCCGUAAACUGGUUAUGAAUGAGAGCACUGCUGCUGAGAAGAAAAUUGACAAAUAAAAUUAGUGUGCAUCACAUCAUUCAAUGCAUCACUUUUAAGUUGUGAACAUGUAUCUCUUGACACUUUUUUUGACCAGUGGCUAAUGUAUUGCCCAACUCAUCAUUGGGAGCUUACUUAAUGUAUUUGUAUACCACGCUAUACAAUAGGAAAUUGGCAUAUGUAGAUAAUUCUUUUUCAAUUCAUUUUAUAUUUUAACACACAAAUAAUUAAAUUCUUUAGCUGAUAAAAUUAUUGUUGACUGGACCAUUAUAACAUAUUUUAAAAGACAUAACUAUAGUUGGUAAAAUGUUGACAAAUAUCUUUAGUUAUAAAUUAAUUGUUUACUACCUAUCAGUUAGUUUUAAUACUAAAUUUUACAUUUCAAUGACCCAAUUAGAUUCAGACUGAAAUAGUAUACAUAUUUUAUUCAGGUUAAUCGGUCUGGCAUUCGCCUGUGCUCUUGGUGUUACAUUCUUAGUGCUGGCCUGUGCUUUACCCCAGUACAAGUAAGUGCAGUAACUUUAAUCAACAUGCCUUUUCCUGACUUAUUGCUCACACAACACAACACUAUUAAAAGUAAAAGCAUGAAUGAAGAAUCUUGUUUGGAAUUUUCAUUCUAAUCACUCUGGUGUGUCAAUUAAAAUGUAUCAAAAGAAGCUAUUAUUCAUUGCUAAAAUUAAUUAUGUGGUUUUUGCUGUGACAAAUCCUCUUACAAAAUACCCAGUAAUGUGUUUUUGCUUUAUAUCUUACCUUUCCCAGCAACUGGUGGCCGAUGUUUGUUUUGUUCUUCUACUUUUUAUCUCCAUUACCAACAAUUGUGGCCCGGAGACUGACCAACAGCUAUGACUCAUCCAGCAGUGCUUGUAUUGAACUUUGUAUCUUUUUCACUACUGGUAUAGUCAUCUCUGCUAUUGGCCUCCCUGUUGUUCUUGCCCACACGGAAGUGGUAAGUUAGAAAAUACGUCUGUUAAUGCAAGUAGUGUGCUAGAUUUCUGUCAUAUUAAUGUAAUCGGCAAGGUAGAUGCUUGAUUUUAAUAGAUGCAUCUUAUAUGAUAAGUAUAACCAAUUGCCAGGAAAGCAUUAAUGUACUAUGUGCCAUUUUGGAAGUUAAAUCCAAGUUGUAUUAGUUGUUUUUCAAUUUUUUAAAUGCAGUAUUUUUUCAUGUUAACAUUUAGUUGGCCUUAAUACCUGGUGUAUAGGAAUUAUCAGGGUUAAAUUGACAUAUCAGGGUUAAAUUGACAUAUCAGGGUUAAGUUGACAUAUCAGGGUUAAAUUGAUAUAUCAGGGUUAAAUUGACAUAUCAGGGUUAAAUUGACAUAUUUGGGUUAAAUUGACAUAUCAGGGUUAAAUUGACAUUUUGUAAAUAAUUGUUAUCGCACAAUUAUAUUUGAGCUGUUAAAUGAAAAUAAUAGAAAAAGAAAUUUUGUUAAAUACCAUACAUUAAAUUGCAGUAGAAUCAUUUCAAACUUUAACACGUAUACAUGUAUACUCCUAGAUUGCCUGGGGAGCUUGUGCGUUGGUCAUAUCUGGUAACACAGUGGUGUUCCUUACAAUAUUUGGAUACUUUAAAGUGUUUGGAAAUGAUGAUAUUGAAUACAACAUGUGGUGAUGAAAGUCAAGAUUCUGUCAUGAACGUUGUACAAAUGCUGGAAACAUAAAAGAGAUCUUUUUUAUUUGCAUUGUGAUAAGCUUCUGCAACAAAUAAGUUAUAUUAUAACAAAAUCAUCAUACAAUAAAGAAACAUAGCCCAUCUGGAAUAAGUAGGGCUGCCAGACUCAUCAUUUUUUGGUGUAAGUUUUGUUGAAAAAUAUAAAGUAUAUAGAGAAGCAUUUUGUUAUUAUUGAAAAUCAAUCAUAUUCACAAAUAAGCCUUAACAAUGAGUAAGGUAAACUCAAAAUGUACAAUUUUAGAGAUAUAUGCAACUAGCUGACCUCUUUGAACGUUGUAGCUAUACUAAUAAAGAGGCGUUUUUCAAUACAUUUGUAGCUGCAAUUUGUAAAAACAAAAAAAGAUACUGCACUUAAGAAGUAAUUGUUGUCAAAUAACAAGACAACCAAAGAAUGCCGCUGUUCAAGCAUUUAUAAGUGAAACAAAUAACCAUUUAAGAUAUUAUCUUUAUAUUUUGCUAUUAAGAAUCAUUCUUAUCUUUUAACUUUUUAGUUAUUUUUUUCCCUCAAGUACUUAAGCCAGCAUGUGCACCAGUGAUUAAUUUAAAGAUAUGACUCUUGUAUUCUUUCUUUAAUCUGUAUAAUUUCCAUAAAACUUUGUGACCAUCGUUUGCUUCAUUUAUGUUAGAAAAUAAAUGGGUUUUCUGGGAAAUUCUGCGCUUUAUUCAAAUAUUUUAUGAAUCUAAAUUUUUAUGCUAGCUAUGUUUAAUAAACUAGGGGCUUUUGAAAGAGAUAACACAAAUUUAUUUAACUUUGACAUUUUGUAAUUUUUCUGUGCAUUCUUAUGGAAAGAGUGAGAUUUUUUUGCACACAUGCUGAAUCUAAUUCUUCUAUACAACACUUUGACAUUUUUUAUGUGGAUUUGAAAGAAGCAUUUCAUAUAAAGAGUAAAUGGAUAUUACAUUAAUGUAUAUAAAAACAAUUGUUUGUGUUUGAUAAAUGUAAUAGUAUCAGUAAGUCUCAGGUUAAAUUGUGAUUAUUCUAUUUGUAUUCUGUUGUUAUCAUUGGUAUCUAAUGUAUUGUUGUGGUAAAUACUAUUUUGUGUUGGUAUGAAUUCAUUUUAUUUCUUUCAUAAUUUACUCAAGCAGAGCCGAUCUAAUUUCCCCCUCUGCCCAAUGUCUUAUAAAGAUAGAUUUGUUUUUAUGGCAAACAUGACAUUGUUUAGUUUGCAUACCACUGACUAAAAAAGUUAUUAUUUUUUAAUUUGAUAUUAGCAACAUUUGCUUAGUCAUUGUGCUUCUGUCUUUGUAUAUGAAUUGAAAUUUUUAAAAAUAUUGGCAGUCAAGGAAGUAAGUUUAAAAAUGGUAUGUUGUCUUUGUAAUGAAGACUUUAUAGAUUAAAUAACUAACAUAGAAUUUUGGAAGUAUCAAGUAAAUGUGCUUUAUUUAAUUUCUACAAAUUCAUUGCAGUUUCAGUCAUAAAAUUUGUUUCUUAAACAAGAAAUGUAUUAUGGCACUUUUUGUUUUGAUUUGGAAUAAAGGCAAAUUAUCACUUUUUGUUCACACUUAGCCUGCAUUGUGCUAAAAUGAUCUUGCAAUUAAUUAAGUUUAAGUAAGUGUUUUUGACCCUGAUCAUAACUUUCAAUAUUUUUUUCCAAAUAAUUGCAACAGAAAAUGACUUUACAUCCCAAUUAAUUGACAACAAUCUUGGCCAAAACUUGUAAGUUUCUUUGUCAUUGUAAACUCAGUUAGUAAUAGUAAUAAAAUAUGCAAUGUCAUCAAUAUAUUGGUUUUAAUCAGAAGAGCAUGAUACGAUGUAAGGACUUGAAGCAAAUUUGUAAAAAAAGUUCAUUUCAGGGUUGGGGGUGGGAUUCUAAUUUUGCAUUUUGUAAUAAAAAACCAAAAAAGAUAAAAAAAAAACAAAAAAAAAACCACAUCCUUUUUUAAUUUCUUCGAAUGAUUGAGCUCCAAUCCCUGUGUCAUCUGUAUGUAAUCUUAUUCUAGUUAUGUAUCAUAAUUAUGUUAUUUAAAAACUGGAUGUUGCACAUUGACAAAAUAAACCCUAACCACAGGAUCAAGGUGGUGAAAUCACUAAAUACAAAUUUUUUCUUAUAAACGUUUAGAAUGUGACCUUGUUGAGAUUAGCAUCAUCAUCUUUCUUCAAGUAAUUUUUUAAAGUUAUGUAUAAAUAAAAUAAGUAUUGUUGACAUAUCAAACUCCAUGAGCAAAAUUAAAAUUUAAACACUUUCAGAAAUUUCCAAUAAAGUAAAAAUAUUUUAAACUCUUGGAAAUUACAAAUUUGUAUUUUGUACAGAAAUAUCUUCUGAGCUAAUGCUUGUAUUAUAUUAUGUGUCUAAUUAGUUUUUGCCCCCAAAAGCUCCCAUUUAUUUAUGAUUUGAAUAAAAAUAAAUUCAAAUCUUACUCUCAGAUCUGUUUUCAUUAUGUUAGUAAAUGUUUGAUCAUCUAUUAAUUUUCCAAUGUUUGGGUUCUUGGUACAUCGGAUUUAUGAAAUAACAUUUUGCCAGUCUUUUCAUAUAUGGUAUCUCAAGUCGGUCUUUACAUUCAUAGCUAACUCAAGUCAGUCUUUUCAUAUAAUGGUAACUCAAGUCAAGUCUUUUCAUAUAGUGGUACUGGUAAUUCAAGUCAAUCUUUCUUAAUGGGUCGGCUGCAGCACCUAAAAUCUGCUGUGAAUAAUUCAGACAAAUUUCUCUAAUUCUUAACAAAGAAAAUAUCAGUUUAGUCAUAAGCUUUAAGGUUGUUCAAACACAGACGAGUUGGUCAGUUUGUUUUAGGUUAGAAAUGUAUCUAGCCAUGCAAACAAGGAAAAACAUACAUAUUCUGGGAAGGGCCUGAGCUCGUGCUCUUUAAGGUUGGACUAAUACAUUUGCAACCAGCUCCAUCCAUUGGGUGGUGCCAUCACUUUUAUUAACAUAGGACACGCAUAGUUCAAGCUUGGGGCACAAAGUGAAGAGGUGUAAAACAUCUUCUGAGGCCAUGUGCGAUGCUGGCACCUCGUGUCCCUGUAGUUGUCUAGCCUGUUGAAGUAAGAGUUAACUGUGCAGUAUUCUGUUUUCAUAUGAGGUACCAAACUCUGUGGUAUUUCAGCUUCCAACCUUCAAUCAACAAAAAUGUUUGCCUGGAACGGUAUAAAGCUGAUUGAUAAAUGCAAGUGAUAUGUUAUUACCAGAUACAGAGUUAAAUUUAACAUUGAUAAGCAAAUGAGAAUAACUCACUUGGCAUAUUUGAUAGCUCCUGAUGUAUCUGAUGGCAAGGAAAGCAAUGGAUACAAAAGUCAUUUUUUGUUUAUAUUGUUUGACUGAUAUUAUGUAACAGCACCAUUGCACUUCCACUUAUAAGGCCGAUUUUUUUAAAACAUUUAUUUAAAAAAAAAAAAAAAUUAAAUUUUUUGUUUGGGAGCUUACAAUGCAGAUUUUUGUGUUAAA